AUGCAGCAAUAUAAGAAGACGCAAUAUAAAUUGAUUUUGGUAUUGGUUGGAUUGCCAGCUAGGGGGAAAACACAUAUAUCUUACAAAUUAAAUAGAUACUUGAAUUGGAUUGGAUAUAAAAGCGAAAUCUUUUCAAUAAAAGGAGCAUAACAAAAUAAUGAUGGAUUUGAUCAAAAAAUAGAUUAUGAGCUAGAAAUAGAUCCAGCUAAUCAGUAAUUUGUAGAAGUCAGACAACAACUAUCUUAAAUAGCUGCCCAACAACUAGUGCAAUUCUUAUAAAAUGAUGGAGAUAUAGCAUUAUAUAAUGGUUUAACGAGUACUAAGGCUGACAGACAAAAAUUGAAAUCGCUUUUUAAAGAGACACUCAAAUUAGAAUAUCAAACAUUCUGGGUAGAAUCUAUUUGUGAUGAUCCUCAAGUAAUUCUUAAUAAUUUUAAUGAAUCAAAAUUAAGUAGAUUUUAAGAUAAAACAAUUGAAUCAUUUACAAAUCACAUCAAUGUGUUAGCUAAAGAUUAUCAAAGUCUCGAAAACAUUGAAAACCUAUCAUACAUCAAACUAAUAAAUAUUGGCAAACUGGUGAAAGUACAUAUGUUGGAGGGUUAUUUGUGUUCUAAAAUAGUGUCGUUUCUUUUGAAUUUACACGCAAACAAUAGAUAAAUAUAUUUGGUAAGAUCAUGCUAGACAGAAUACCAUUUACUUGAUAAGAUAGGGGGAGAUCCAGAGUUAUCUGCAACUGGAAGAUAACAUAGUCAAUAAUUAGGUGAUUAUUUUAUUGAAGAACUAAAAGGAAAUAAAAAUAUAACAUUUUUUUCAUCUCAAAUGAAAAGAGGAAUCUAAACAGCUGAAAUAGUUGGAGAAAAAUUAGGAAUAAAAGCAUUAAAAACAAAAAAUUUAGAUGAGAUUGAUUACGGCAUAUGCGAUGGUUUGACAGUUAAAGAAAUAGCAGCUAAAUAUCCAAAAUAGAUCAAAGAAAGGAAAGCUAAUCCCCUUGAAUUUAAAUAUCCUCGUGGUGAAUCAUUCUUAGAUGUAAUACAUAGAGUAGAACCUAUAAUCUAUGAAAUCGAAAGAUCCAGAGAACCUGUUCUGAUUAUAGCACAUGUUGCUGUUUUGAAAUGUUUAUAUGCUUAUUAUCAUUGUAAUUAGAUAAGUGAAAUACCCAAUAUCGAUAUUCCAAUCAAUUGUGUCAUUAAAUUAGUACCUAUACCAUACCAUUGUCUUGAAAGUAGAGUAAUUAUAAAGUGA
Messenger RNA from Paramecium tetraurelia, 1242 nucleotides. RefSeq lists its product as uncharacterized. Lineage: Eukaryota; Ciliophora; Oligohymenophorea; Peniculida; Parameciidae. The record is from RefSeq and is a predicted model, not a curated record. The transcript is spliced from 4 exons. Gene Ontology annotation, cellular component: cytosol. Gene Ontology annotation, molecular function: fructose-2,6-bisphosphate 2-phosphatase activity; ATP binding; 6-phosphofructo-2-kinase activity. Gene Ontology annotation, biological process: fructose metabolic process; fructose 2,6-bisphosphate metabolic process.